GCUAUCUUGGCUUUGACCAACUUACCCUUACGCUCUCCUUCCCCUCCUUCUUCAGACCCCCAACAAGAACCUGACCUCGAUAUCAUUUCGAUACCCUGGCAAAUGUAGUUAAUCACAGUAGUCGAAACUAUGGAUGGUAGGUACGCUCUCUCAUGAUCCAUCGACCGUUAUCUGGAACUUUACAUUGAUACACCCCUCUGUACUUCCCCAAAUCUCCAAGCGUGCUCUCACCGCACGUUUUCUAGACCCAGACCUCAAUCUUCGACCAAGACCCAAAAACUCCGUUCAACUAACACUGAGCCAAAUUUACAAGAAAGAAAAUCAAACGCAAUUCGUAUCUAGCUUCGUUCAAAGGUGGCUAUAGAAUUCGAACUGAAGAAGGAAAAUACAGGAUUAGAGUCCAAAAGGAUACCUGGA
Molecule: messenger RNA, 417 nt
Organism: Mollisia scopiformis
Lineage: Eukaryota; Fungi; Ascomycota; Leotiomycetes; Helotiales; Mollisiaceae
Exons: 1
Coding region: 134-364 (76 amino acids)
Source: RefSeq, a predicted model, not a curated record